AUGGUUGGUGUUUCCGUCUCUCUUGCUCCGACUACAAGAUCUGGAGGUCGACGAUGGUGGCUUAAGGAACUCUGGGAAAAAAAAGGAGGGAAUAAGUGGUCGUCGACAAAGUUUUUGAGAGACAAAGAGGUGGUGGACGACGGUGGUGUGUGGUGGUGCGCGGUGGUUGAUAGUGGUGUGUGGUUGUCCUACGAUGGUGAUGAUUUUGAUUUAGGGGAAAUAGUCACGACUAGAGGACGAUCCAGCGAAAGAGAAGAGAUAGUGGAGAUGGAGGGCAGCGAAAGCGAGGUGAUUUUUGAUUCUUUAAACCUCAACCCGCAGCUAUUCAUCAACGCCGCCCUAAACAUCGUCGACGAAUUGAUCGCGAGCGCCUUCGAGCAUCUUCAUCAGGAGGCUUCAAUUCAACUCAAGGUCGAUGGUUCAGAUAGGGCUGAAGAUUUAACCAAGGGCUUGGAUUACAUUCGAAAAACAAUUCAAUCUGCCUUGGACAAGCGAUUGACUAUGUGGGAGAAGUACUGUUUUCUUCGCUUAUUUGUUGUUCCAGAAGGAUUUUCACUUCCCAAAGAUGAUGAGGCAUCUGUUGGUGAUAUAAUGGAUGUUGAUGUUGUUGGACUUGGUAUCUCUGAUCUUGACUCUCAGUUGGUUUCCUUGAGAACAAAACUUACUUUGGCUGAACAUGAGUCUGGUCAAUUGAAGAGAGAGAUUCAAGCAUUGGAAAGACAAUCUGCCAUUAACAUCCAUCAAGCAACUGCAAUAAGUGAAUUAACAAAGCUAUCUGACCAAAUUUCUGAAAAUGGUGCAUUUCAAGACUUGCAAAAACUUGCAGCAGAAUUAUGCACAAAAGUGGAGAAGUUAAAGACAGAAAGAGAGGAUGAAACUCAAAGUGCUAGGUUCCAGAAAUUGCAUUUAUGGAAUGAAGAUUUCUUGAAGAUAAUUGGUGGAAAUGGCCUUUCCAAUGCAAAGCCAGAAGACGUUGAAGGAUUUCUUGCAGGUUUCAACACUCGAUGAACUUCUACAAACCUGUUCAAGCCAAAUAAGAAUUUAUCUUUUUGCUUAUAUGUGUAUUAAAUGGAUCAAAUAUUUAAAAAAAAUCAAGAACUGCAUAUGAAUUUGGUGCUUUUAGAAUGACCAUGAUUCA
Molecule: messenger RNA, 1138 nt
Organism: Lactuca virosa
Lineage: Eukaryota; Viridiplantae; Streptophyta; Magnoliopsida; Asterales; Asteraceae
Source: the annotation of a GenBank genome assembly